AUGGAACAGUCUAAUAAUUUAUCAAGUUGUUUGGUAGAAAAGGUUUUCUCUGCAUGUUCAUCAGAUAUAAAUAAAUAUUCUUCACUAAUAGAUUUCAAUUCUAAACAUACAUAUGUAUACGCAACCUUUCUUAUUUCUUUAUUCUUUGUCUUUUUAAGGUUUAUUUUUAUAGCUACAUUUCAAAAAUUUAACAUAAAUACACUAUUCUCAGCUAAAAAUGCAAUAAAGUGGAAAGAACAUGAAGUAAAAGUACAAGAAAUAAAGGAACAAGAAAAAGAGGAGGGGGAGGAGGAAGAGGAUAUAUAUUAUGAUGUAAGCGAAGGUGAAGAGGACAACAAAGAAGAACUAACAAAAGAAAAGGAACAAAAAUUAGAAGGAAAUAGAGAGAAUGUAAAAAUCCAAAUAGAAGAAGAAAACAGAAAAGAAGUAGAACAAGAGUUACCAGAAGAUGAAGAAGAAUUAGAAAAAUGGAAAAGUAAUGAAUGGAUUAACUUUAUGAAUGGAAUUGAAAAUGAAUGGCAGCUUUUAAAUGUGCAGAUAGAAGAUGAAAAACUUAAAUGGCUUGAAGAGAAAGACAAAGAAUUGGAACAAUGGAUGAAAAUGAUGGAAGAUAAUUGGAUGAAUGUUGAUACUUUAAAUGAUCUAUAUAAAUGUAUAUGUUUUAAACAAAAAUUAAAAGACAAAAAUGAGAUGAAAGAAUCUUUAAGAAAAGAAAUAAAAGAUACCAUUUAUGCCCAAUGGAAACACUGGUUACGUGAAAAAGAAACGUAUAUGAACUCAUUGGUAGUAAAACAAUGGAUUCAUUGGAAAAAUAGCAAAAUACUUCAGUGGUUAAUGUCUGACUGGAAACGUCAAGAAGAUGAAUAUUGGAUUAAUUGGGAAAAGACACAUUAUAUGAAGUGGAUUCAUUUUUGGAAGAAGCAAAAAUGGGAAAUAUGGAAAGAAAGAGUUACUAGGGAGAAACGAGAAUGGAGUAAUUGGGUACAAAUGAAAGAAGAUCUAAACAUAUAUAAUAAAUGGAAAAGAUGGUGUGUGUGGAUAAGAAAAAAAAGAAAUGUAGUAAAUGAAUGGAUAGAUAUACUGAUAGAUAAAUGCUUUAGUCAGAAUAACUUGGAUACAUGGCUUGAACAGAAUCAAAUUGAAUAUGAACAAAUAGAAAAAUUGGACAAGGAUAAAGUAUGUGAAGAAAGAAAUUUAGAAAAAAAAUUUAAAAAAAAGAAAAAGAUUUUAUCUUUUAUCCGACGAGAUUACCACAGGGAACGACAGCCCAUAAAUGAAGAGGAAGGAGAAGAAGAAAAACUUAAUAAUUUGGAAAACUGA
This is a messenger RNA of Plasmodium malariae, 1320 nucleotides long. RefSeq names its product tryptophan-rich antigen. The record is from RefSeq and is a predicted model, not a curated record. The transcript has 2 exons. Lineage: Eukaryota; Apicomplexa; Aconoidasida; Haemosporida; Plasmodiidae. Bases 1 to 1320 code for a protein of 439 amino acids.